Messenger RNA from Penicillium diatomitis, 1362 nucleotides. Its product is annotated as acyl-CoA dehydrogenase family protein. The transcript is spliced from 3 exons. Bases 1 to 1362 code for a protein of 453 amino acids. Gene Ontology annotation, molecular function: flavin adenine dinucleotide binding. Gene Ontology annotation, biological process: fatty acid beta-oxidation using acyl-CoA dehydrogenase; butyrate catabolic process. The record is from RefSeq and is a predicted model, not a curated record. Lineage: Eukaryota; Fungi; Ascomycota; Eurotiomycetes; Eurotiales; Aspergillaceae.
AUGAAUUUCGAAUUGCCUAAGGAGCUAGUCCAUUACAUUGAGUCGAUUGAGCGUUUUGUUGAGAAAGAAAUCUUGCCAUUGCAGCAUGCAGACGACAACAACCGGUUCUUCGACCAUCGACGCGAACACUCGCGCACGGAUUGGGAUCACGACGGCAAUCCAAGGCCAGAAUGGGAAGAUCUGUUGAAUCAGGCCCGCAUCCUCGCCGAUGAAGCUGGCUUCUUCCGGUUUGCGCUGCCCAAGCAAUACGGGGGCCAGGGGCAUCCAGACACCAAUCUGUGGAUGUCAGCUAUUCGCUUUCAUCUCUCCUCACAUCCUGUCUACGGGGGCGGUCUCGGUCUCGCCAACGAUCUACAGAAUGAGCACAGCAUUGUCGGCAAUUUCCCCGACGUGCUCAUGCUUCACCAUUUUGGGAACUCCGAACAGCGCGGCGAAUUCAUCCCAGCCCGCCUGCAGGGAGAGUUUCGAACAACCUUUGGUCUGACUGAGCCGGAUCACGGAAGUGAUGCUACGUUCAUGACAACGAUAGCUCGUCGCCAAAGGGACGGAUUCGAAAUCAGCGGCGCCAAAAAGUGGCAAACGGGGGCCCACCACUGUACACACUUUUUGAUUUUCGCAAGGACCUCCGGCUUAGCGGGCUCUUCCCGUGGUAUCACCGCGUUUCUGGUGCCUCGUGAAACCCCAGGUAUCAGAAUCGCCAGCUAUGAGUGGACUCUGAACAUGCCUACCGACCAUGCCACCGUCGAGUUGAAUCGAGUGUGGGUCCCUGACUCGGCGGUGCUAGGUGCUGUCGAUCAGGGAUUGGCAAUCGCGCAGACAUUUGUCCACGAGAACCGUAUACGCCAGGCGGCAAGUUCAUGUGGUGCUGCCAAAUUCUGCCUCGACCGCAGUAUUGAGCGUGCACGCUCGCGUCAAAUUUGGGGCGAGGGCAAGAUGCUGGCCGACAACCAAGCCAUUCAGUUUCCCGUAGUGGAGCUGAUGACGCAGGUCGAGAUGUUGCGUCUGCUCAUUCUCAAAACCAGCUGCGACAUGGAUCGCAUCGUGGCUGCCAGCAAGGCGGGCGACAUCUCUCAACCGCCUUUGGUCGCGAUAGAACGUCAGCUCAGUGACAAAGUGGCCAUGUGUAAUUUCUGGGCCAACCGCCUAUGUUGCCAGGCUGCCGACCGUGCCAUUCAAAUUCACGGUGGCGACGGCUAUUCCCGUCAUUAUCCAUUCGAACACAUUUAUCGUCACUUUCGACGGUAUCGCAUCACGGAGGGGGCCGAGGAGAUUCAGAUGCGGAAGAUCGCAGCUUAUCUCUUCGGUUUCGUCGGGCCCAAGAGAGACAUUAAAGCUGGCCGUGGAGUUCCCUCCAAGAUCUGA